CAGCAGGGGUGUCUUUUAUUCCUGUUAUACCUGGACGCUGUUGUCGGACUCCUCUAUUUGGCACGCGGCCGGCACCACUUCCCAAGCAAACCCUUUAAUCUCCUUCCCACACCUACUGGAAGGGCAGCAGGCUGGGGGUGGAAAGUAGCCGCCUGAAGCUGAGCCCGCCCAGGAGCUCCCAGGACGGAGAGCGACUAGCUGACCAUGUUUAACGGGGAGACGAGUUCCUCCUCGGCUAAAAAUGUGGUUCGCAGCUCCAGCAUCAGCAGCGAGAUGUACAACGUCGAGAAGAGCAGUGGGGGCAACCCAGACUCGGCCAGCAUCACCUCCAACAAGAAGAGGCGCUCGAGCCUCGGGGCCAAGAUGGUGGCUAUCGUGGGGCUGUCCCAGUGGAGCAAGAGCACCCUGCAACUCAACCAGCCCGACGGCGGCCCAAAGAAGCUGCGCAGUAACAUCCGGCGGAGCACGGAAACCGGCAUCGCUGUGGAGAUGAGGAACAGGGUCACCCGGCAGGGCAGCCGGGAAUCGACCGACGGCAGCACCAACAGUAAUAGCUCCGAUGGCACAUUCAUUUUCCCCAUGACCCGGCUGGGAGCCGAGAGCCAAUUCAGUGACUUUUUAGACGGGCUCGGGCCGGCGCAGAUUGUUGGCCGGCAGACACUGGCGACGCCGCCGAUGGGUGAUGUCCACAUUGGGAUGAUCGACAGGAGUGGGCAGCUGGAGGUGGAGGUGAUCCAGGCCAGGGGCCUCACCCCAAAGCUGGGUUCCAAAUCCAUUCCUGCAACUUAUGUUAAAGUUUAUCUGCUGGAGAAUGGGACCUGCCUGGCCAAGAAGAAGACCAAGAUGGCCAAGAAGACCUGGGACCCGUUCUACCAGCAGGCGCUGCUCUUUGAUGAGGGCCCACAGGGCAGAGUUUUGCAGGUGAUUGUCUGGGGAGAUUAUGGCCGCAUGGACCACAAGUGCUUCAUGGGAAUGGCGCAGAUUGUCUUGGAAGAACUGGAUCUCUCCAACAUGGUCACAGGCUGGUACAAACUCUUCCCCACUUCCUCGCUGGCGGACUCCACCAUCGGCCCUCUGACUCGUCGCCUCUCCCAGUCCUCUCUAGAGAGUUCUACAAGUCCUUCUUGCCCCUAAGGGGCAGGGCUCAGGGCACGGGUGGGAAGGAAACAAGCUGGCCUACCAAAACCUUUGGUGGAACGGCUGUAAAUAUUCUGUGUCUGGUUUGGUUUCAUUUUUUUUCCCUCCCUCCCUGAAACGAGCUGUUCUCAACAUGUUCCUCGCCAGCUACAACGUUCCACCGCGUAGGCAGGGGACUUUAAACGAGAGGGGUGGGAAGGAGAAACAAGAACAAACUUGUGACGCAGAACAAGUGAUGUGACUGACUGACAACCGAUCCCAAGACUGUUACCGCAUCUCAUUGAGUCAUAUUCGGAAAGGAGCGUCUUGGAUCCGAUUCAAUCCCACUGCAAGUAGCAUGUUAACUCAAUUUUGUUUUGCCUCCCUUUUGUUUUCCUGAUCAUUGAGGGAGAAAAUAGCUUUUUUUAAAAAAAGAAAAGAAAAAUGAAUAUAUUCAGCACUACUACUUUUUUUAAUGGAAUGUAGCAUCUUAUAAUAUUAUGUAGCCUGCCAUGUGCUAAUUUCAAACACAUUCUCUCUCUGCAAUAUCUAGGAGGGACACUCUGCCUACCGCCAGGAACCAUCCGCCAGUCACUUGCUGUUUUGGUAGAUUCCUGACACACAUCUCGCAAGGUCGAGCAAGCAAUCUGUUGAUCACUUUUUUCUUUGGUAGCAUGUAGCCUGUGACAAGUGACUCUGCCAAAGCAGUAGGGGAAGAAAAAGGUGCAUUUGACCUGACUGUUAUUUAAGUGUAUUAUGGUUCUGUCUUGAUGUUCCACACUUUCAAAUUAUUGUGAAGGACCACACCCACCAUGCCUCAUACAACAGUUCCAACUAGGAGGAGGUGAUGCAAAGGGAAGCUUGCAAUGAUGGUUGAAUUGAACUUCUAGUCAGUCUCAUCUUUGCUCAUUCACCCCUAGGCGAGGUCCAACUUGUAGCUGAAAGGUUUCCACACUCAAUUACUGCAUUUCAG
Molecule: messenger RNA, 2089 nt
Organism: Mauremys reevesii (Reeves's turtle)
Lineage: Eukaryota; Metazoa; Chordata; Testudines; Geoemydidae
Gene: RIMS3
Product: regulating synaptic membrane exocytosis 3
Exons: 8
Coding region: 205-1134 (309 amino acids)
Biological process (GO): regulation of synaptic plasticity; calcium ion-regulated exocytosis of neurotransmitter; regulation of membrane potential
Cellular component (GO): presynaptic membrane; cytoskeleton of presynaptic active zone
Molecular function (GO): small GTPase binding; transmembrane transporter binding
Source: RefSeq, a predicted model, not a curated record